Messenger RNA from Musca vetustissima, 1293 nucleotides. RefSeq names its product tyrosine-protein phosphatase vhp-1 (gene puc). The record is from RefSeq and is a predicted model, not a curated record. Gene Ontology annotation, biological process: protein dephosphorylation; negative regulation of MAPK cascade. Bases 16 to 1293 code for a protein of 425 amino acids. Gene Ontology annotation, cellular component: cytoplasm; cytosol. The transcript has 5 exons. Gene Ontology annotation, molecular function: MAP kinase tyrosine/serine/threonine phosphatase activity; protein tyrosine/threonine phosphatase activity. NCBI's taxonomy places the organism in Eukaryota, Metazoa, Arthropoda, Insecta, Diptera, Muscidae.
AUUUUUUGAAGUGAAAUGAAAAUGCGGAUAAAAAGAGAAUCACCGUGCCUAUUGCUAAGAUUUAUGCCAAUCACCAAAGUCGAAUACGGUAAUAAAAGACCGAAAGAUAACCUGGAUACUCCUUGCGGUGAAGAAGAAACAAACUCCUCGUCCAGUCGGCCAUCGCUGACGAGGAGUUGUAGUAGUCCUGCUGUAUAUGAUAUCGAAACACAUCCCGCCUCACCAGUUUUCCCACAUCUAUUGCUGGGCAAUGGCCGUGAUGCUGGCGAUCCCAGCAGUGUGGGAGCAAAUUGUGUUUUAAAUGUUACCUGCCAAGCACCGAGCACAAAUCCAAUGCCGGGCCUUAAAUAUAUGCAAAUACCUGCCAGUGAUACACCACAUCAAAAUAUUAAACAAUAUUUUCAGGAAGCCUAUGAUUUUAUUGAAGAUGCCCGUAAAACUGGUUCGCGAGUUUUACUACAUUGCCAUGCGGGAAUAUCUCGCAGUGCCACAAUUGCCAUUGCCUAUGUUAUGCGCUAUAAAUCGCUAUCGCUGUUGGAAGCCUAUAAAUUGGUGAAGGUGGCCCGACCAAUUAUAUCACCGAAUUUAAAUUUUAUGGGUCAGCUAUUGGAAUUGGAGCAAAGUUUAAGGUUAAGCGGUGUUCUGGAACCCAUAUCACCAGCUAGUUGUCCGGCAGCACCAUUACCACCCACACCACCAUCUAGUCAAAAUAAUGAUGAUGAGGACGAUGAUGAGAAAUGUCAACAAAAUGGCGAAAAGUCCUGCAACACAAUCAUCACUCCCACAACAAUUGUAACACCCACAUCGACAAAAUGCAAUGAUACAAUGAUGGAUUUGGAUGAGUGUGAUAGUGGUCACAGUAGUGGCGGCAGUAGUAAUUGUUCAUCAAGGCUUACCUCACCGCCCAUAACACCCGAAGAUGAGACACCCUGCACAUCAACAUCAGCUGCGGCGGCAGCCUCGUCGUCGUCAUCAUCCUCUUCAGCGUCAUCGUUGUCAUUAUCACUUUCGCCACCAUCACCUGCAGCAGCGUCAUCAUCAUCAAAUCAUUUAAGUGCUACCCGCCCUUCACGCUUCAAACGCAACUCACCAGCAAAACUAAGGCUUAAUUUACAAUCAACCUACGCCCCCAUACCCAAAUCUUUAUCCUGCAUGACAAUACACAGCGCCGGCAUAAGUCCCAUAUGUAAAGAACCACCCGCAACACCUUCAUGUGAAAUGAUGGCGGCCCCCGCCGCCAUGGGCUUUAGCAGCAGUAGCACCAAUAGCAACAGCAGCAGUCAUACUGAUUGA